Molecule: messenger RNA, 630 nt
Organism: Cyphellophora attinorum
Lineage: Eukaryota; Fungi; Ascomycota; Eurotiomycetes; Chaetothyriales; Cyphellophoraceae
Exons: 2
Coding region: 1-630 (209 amino acids)
Source: RefSeq, a predicted model, not a curated record
AUGUGCGGACGAGUGAAAGCACAGCCAUGGCUUGAGCAGUGGCCGCCGAAGAGCCUGCCUCGUGAGAACGAUUUAUAUGGCACUCCUGCAGGCGAGAAGCUUGAGAUUGACGGCGGCAGUGCACCAAGGCCACAACCGAAGCCAGCACCUCCGAAACCGCCCAGAAAGCGCGAAGCGGUCGUGAAGGCUGGCGAUGAUAGAGGCGAGCAGACGAAAGCACAGCCAUGGCGCGGGCAGUGGCCGCCAAUGAAUGCGCCGCAGGAGAACGAGUUCUAUGGCACUCCUGCAGGUGAGAUGCUAGAGAUUGACGGCGGCAGUGCACCGAAGCCGCGCCCGGCACCAAAACCAGAAAACCCGAAGCCAUCACCUGGAACCGGGAAAACAUCGAGCGAAGGCGGCGAAGGUGGUGGUGCAGAAUAUGUAGGCGAGCAGACCAAGAGACAGCCUUGGCGCGAGCAGUGGCCACCGAAGGAGGCACCGCAUGACAACGACUUUUACGGCACUUUUGAGGGCAAGAUCCUGGAAUCGAUGACGGCGGUGGCAGAAGUGGUGAGCCAGUACGCAUCAUCAGAUACGACAGUCGGUCUGCCUACGCGUCGGCCUUCGAUCCUGCGCACAAAAGAUAAGUAG